CUGACGUUGCCAAAUAUCCCUUCAGGGCAAAUCCUCCUUUCUCCCCAUGAAAACCACUGGGUUAAAGCAUUGCUCUCUCUCCAGUGGCCCCAAGGACCGCUGCCUAUUUGGCCCCGAAGCUCCUUCCGGGUUCCUCUUCCUGCCAGCCCCCAAAUUUCACUUUCACUUCUCAGCCAGCUCCUGGGGAGAAACUACUUCAAGCAGACUGAGCCCCUGUUUGAGAUGAACAGAAAGUCUCUUCUCUUCUGUCCACCUCCACCUCCCCAGAAGAAAACCUUGUGAAAGAGGUCUCUGUUUUCCAAAUAUGUGAAAGCCCAAGCUUCUAGUAUGGGGCAUCAAAGACAAUGGAGUAUUGGGGGCAUGGCAGAGCUAUCCAGGAAUCUUUAAGCAAGGAGAACCUCAGGAAUUAGGACAAGAAGAAGCCUGGAGAGCCUUACUAUGGCUUUAAAAAUCCUGACGAACAAACAGGAAGAGGAGACCUGCUCUGUCUGCCUGGAGCUUUUGACAGAAUCCUUGAGUCUAGGCUGUGGCCACAGCUUCUGCCAAACCUGUAUCACUGCCAACAACAAGGAAGCAGAAAUCAGCCCACGAGGGGAAAACGGCUGUCCUGUGUGUGGUAUCAGAUACUCACUUGGAAACCUAUGGCCAAAUCAGCAUCUGGCCAAGAUAGUAGAGAGACUCAGAGAGGUCAAGUUGAGCCCAGAGGAAGAGCAGAAGAGAAAUCUCUGUGUGCACCAUGAAGAGAAACUCCUGCUCUUCUGUAAGGAGGAUAGAAAGGUCAUUUGUUGGCUUUGUGAACGGUCUCAGGAACACCGAGGUCACCACACAUCCCUCAUGGAGGAGGCAGUCAAGGAAUGUCAGGAGAAGCUCCAGGCAGCUCUGGAGAGGCUGAGGAAGGAGCAGCAGGAAGCUGAGAAGUUGGAAGCUGAUGUUAGAGAAAAGAGAACUUCCUGGAAGUAUCAUAUACAGACUGAGAAACAAAGGAUACAAACAGAAUUUAAUCAGCUUAGAAGCAUCCUGGACAGUGAGGAGCAGAGAGAACUGAACAAACUGGAGGAAGAGGAGAAGAAGACACUGGAUACCUUGGCCGAGGCUGAGGAUGAGCUGGUUCAGCAGAACCAGUUGGUGAAAGAGCUCAUCUCAGAUCUGGAGCGUCGCAGUGAAUGGUCAACUACGCAGCUGCUGCAGGACGUGAGUGGAAUCAUGAAAUGGAGUGAGAUCUGGAAGCUGAAGAAGCCAAAAACGAUUUCCAAGACACUGAAGAGUGUAUUCCGCGCUCCAGAUCUGAGUGGAAUGCUGCACAUGUUUAGAGAGCUAACACAUGUCCAGUGCUACUGGGUGGAUAUCACACUGAAUCCAGUCAACCUAAAUUUGAAUCUUAUACUUUCAGAAGAUCAGAGGCAAGUGACAUCUGUGCCAAUUUGGCCUGUUGAGUAUUAUAAUUAUGGUAUCUUGGGCUCCCGAUAUUUCUCUUCAGGGAAACAUUACUGGGAAAUAGAUGUGUCCAAGAAAAAUGCCUGGAUCCUGGGGGUAUACUGUAGAACACGUUCCCAUAAUAUAAAGUAUGAUGUUAGGCGAGGCACAAAUCAUCCAAAUGUUUACUCCAGAUACAGACCUCAGUAUGGCUACUGGGUUAUAGGGUUACAGAAAGAAUCAGAGUACAAUGCCUUUGAGGACUCUUCCACCUCUGAUCCCCAUGUCUUAACUCUUUCUGUGACUGUUCCUCCCCAUCAUGUUGGGGUUUUCCUAGACUGUGAAGGAGGCACUGUCUCAUUUUUCAAUGUCACAAACCAUGGGUCACUCAUCUACAAGUUCUCUAAAUGUCGCUUUUCCCGGACUGCUUAUCCGUAUUUCAAUCCUUGGAACUGUCCAGCUCCCAUGACACUGUGCCCACCGAGCUCGUGAACGUUCUGUUUCCCUCACCCACUUCUUGUAGUGCCCCUUGUUCUGGGUUUCAUCUCUAUCCCUGAGCUCAUCUGCACCAUUCACAUCAUCUCUUCCUUGUUGUCUCCUUUUUCACUUUAAAAAUUUUACUGAUCUUUGGGAUGCACGCUGUAUUUGGUUUAAGUUAGGAGAAAUGCUUAUUUGCCAUUUACCUUUUUUUGUAUUCUCAAAGAAAGAUGUCUAAUCCCUCCUAAAGGCAGUGCAGUCUUGAUAUAACAUGGUUGCUCUCCCAUAUCUCCAUAUUUUCCUUUAUCUUUGAUCUGAAGAGACAUAGCAAAGCCUGUCUGCCACCAUGCAUGUUAUCUGGGACAGUCCGUAAUCACCCUCCACCCACCACCCACAAGUAAGGUGUCUUCGCGUGUAUGUUUCUUUGUUGCUCAGAAUACACCAGGUUCAUCAGAGGAUCAAGGAAAGGAAAACAUAAGCCAUGCAUAUACCCAGAGUGAAGAUUUUAUAUACAGAGUGUUUAUCUUCAAAUCCUGUCUCUUCUUUUAUAAGAUAUGUAAUGAUAAAUAAAUUCUGGGUUUCUUUUUCUAAAAUACAAAUUAAGAUUUAAAACUGUACUUGUUAGAUUGUUGUGUAGAACUAAGUGUUACUGAACAUAAAACAACGACUUAAGUGUUCUAUACAAUAUAAUAAAUAUUUUCUCUCAUGAUUACUGAAAAGUAUAAGCUGUGUCAAUGUCCUGUGCAAUAGCUGUACAAGGUCCUGUGUCCUUCAGAGGAAAAAUAAUUGAUUCUACUGGUCUCAUUUUUCAAGUUCCCAAAUGCCACUGUUAAGGCCACUCCUGUUCCAGUCUUAUUCUAUAGAACUUUUUAUACUAAAGCUUAAGGCCUUUUAUUGGGAAUGGGUCAGAAAACUGCAAAAGUAUGAGUUUCCAAAAUCUUUCCAGCAGAGGAAGCCACCUCUAGGCACAGCUAUUCUUAUAAGGGACAGGCUUUCAGUAUUCAGGCCUUUUCCUUGUGGUAAAAAGAUUGAGUAUACACCAUAUAUAAAGUCUUACCCACUUUGCUUUGCUUUGCUUUUUUACUCAGUUUCAAAUUCAGGAUGAGGAAUAGACUUACCCAGGAUAAUAAAGGUACAAACUUUCUUAGAGGACUGUGUCUUAUAAACUAGGAUGGGCUACUGCCUAGAGUCUACAUCAAGAUAUAGAUGGGUGAUAAUUUGUCCCAGUGGAAUGAAAAAGAAAUAACUUGGUCUGGAAAUGGUAUAUCAAUACACAGUCAUGCUUAAGCAUGCAUAUGCAUAAACACACACACAUAUCUAUAUAAUUAUGUGUAUAAAUACAUAUAUGUAGGGGAUUGUUAUGUCAGUUAUUCUUCAAACAUAUCAUAUGAAGAAGGCAUUCCUAUCAGGCAGUUAAAAGAAUAUGUAAAGUUAUGAGAUAUUCCCGAAUGUCCCCGGCUGAUGAGUGGAGGAGGUAGGAUUAAAACUAGGCCUGGGUUUCUCCAACGCAGGUGCCCUCUCUGCAGUACACACCCAAAGAAAAGGUAGCAGCCAAAUUCCCUUGGUGUGGGGUAGGAAGGAGAACCCACGGGAUGCUGACCUGCAGAAGGAGCUGGGAGCAUCAUGGGAAAAUCUUGGGUGCCACAAGAUAGACGUUGAUAUACUCAAUCCAUGUAGCCAUUAAUGAAGCAGGAGAAGGUCAUGGUAAUGGCUAAAACCAAGUUGAGCUACUUCAUGACCAGGAUGCUCUUGCAGGUGACAUGAUGUAGAGGGUAAAGACUGUGGAUGUUUGAUAGCCUGGACAUUGAAAUCAGAUAGAAUUUCAUUAUCACAGUGAUGUUGCUAAUUACUGACCUUUACUAAAUUUAAUUUAAUUGGAUUAAGUUCAUCAUCAGAAAUAAAUAUACUAAGACUUAUAAGAGUUACUGUGGGAAAUAAAUAAUAAAAUGUUUGUGUGUCUUCCUCAUUUCCUAGCACGUAAGUGCUAAUCCAGACUGGUGUUGAACUUUCUCUGUUUUUUGAAAUAAUUAAUGUUAAGAAUGACUAUUAGUCUACUUUAAAUAUUAGUACCUUUGCUUUGCUUUGAUACAGAAAAACUUGAUUAAAGAAUCACAAAUCAUUUCUUAAUUUCAUCUUUUUGCAUAAUACAUAUUUCUUUUUUUAAAUCAACUAUCUUUAUUUCAACUUACAGAUAGGUAUCUGAGUGCAAAAUAUUUUUUUCCUCUACACAUUGUUUUUGACUUUGCUAUAUAAUAGUCUGAUAUCAAUCAGUCUUUUUUUAAUUGUGGUAAGGACAUUUAACAUGAGAUCUAACCUCUCAACAAAUUUUUAAGGUGUUGCUAUUCAAUAAAUGUAAAGUUUCAGUUAUGCAAUUUUAGUAAGUUCUCGAGAUCUACUGUACAACAUUCUGCCUAUACAGACAUGCCUUGCUUAAGGACAGGGAUAUGUUCUGAGAAAUGGGUUGUUAAGCGAUUUCAUCUUUGUGUGAAUAUCACAGAGUGUACUUGCACAACCCUAGAUGGUAUAGCCUACUACACACCUACGCUAUAUGAUACUAAUCUUAAGGGACCACUGUUGUAUAUGCGGUCCAUCCUUGACUGAAACAUUAUGUAGUGCACGACUGUAUUUAACAAUACUGUAUUGUGCACAUAAUAAAUAUUUCUUCAUUGUAAAAUAAAAUUUUACCUUCUUCAAAGCUA
This is a messenger RNA of Equus caballus (horse), 4589 nucleotides long. RefSeq names its product tripartite motif containing 34 (gene TRIM34). Lineage: Eukaryota; Metazoa; Chordata; Mammalia; Perissodactyla; Equidae. Gene Ontology annotation, cellular component: cytoplasm; nucleoplasm; cytosol. Gene Ontology annotation, biological process: protein polyubiquitination; regulation of viral entry into host cell; regulation of protein localization. The record is from RefSeq and is a predicted model, not a curated record. Gene Ontology annotation, molecular function: ubiquitin protein ligase activity; protein homodimerization activity; protein kinase binding.